CCUCCCCCCGCUCUUUUACGCGCCAGCGGCCUUAAAUCCAGGGAUUCCCUCUUUUGUUACUUUACAAUCAUACCUGGUUCUUCAUGCAGGCCACGUUCUUCUCUUCUUCCCCUUCUUGAUCCAGCAAAGUACUUUUUGCGUCCUCCGGCCUGCGGGCUUGGCGACAUGUCCAGGUCGAGCUCUGCGGUUCUCCAUCAGAGUUCGAGAUGUGCAACUAAGGUUCCUCGACACUCCAACAUAAUAGUGUCUUCUGCACCAGUAAUCACCAGUUCUUCCUUCACCUCAGCCGCUUCCUCUCCCUCAUUCACAAAUCCGGUCCCCGCGUCCUCGACCGAGAGCUCAUUGUCAAUCGAGCCCUCCCCGUCCAACACAUGGCAUUCAACAGCUGCAGCUGCAGAAGCUCUUACAGAUGCCACGGCUACAAAGUCGUCACAACCAUCGGUUGGUGACUCAGUGGUCGUCCCGGCGACAACUGCAUCCUCUAUCCUGGCAAAUCCCAGCGACUACAAUCUCAUACAAACACACACGGAGGAUGGCACUCAUUUGCAUAUGCCUGUGUCCUCACGGACAAGUUCAAUAUCAAGUUACCAAACGCCCAUGUCGACAUCAGAAUCCUCCACUGAUGUACUAAGCCCCAUAACGUCAACGAUGUCAACGACACAGUACCCUCACAGCUCUUCUACUUCGUUUAUUCCACACUCAGCAGUAACUAGCGCUGUCACUUCAGCCAAUAGCUCGUCGCAUGGCUACAUAGAUCAGUCGAAUCAUGGUGACUCUCACUCCUCACUGCGCGCAAUCUUGGGAGGCGUUCUAGGAGGUGUAGCUUUUGUUGCUCUUGCGCUUGCAAUAGGUUAUUUCGUGAUGCGUCACAAGCGGCGCAAACCCCGUGACGAGUUGGUCACUGGCACGAGUGAAGAACACCUGCAAGAUGACCGCAGUCCGGCUACUUCCUCAGCAGGCUCACAUCAAGUAUAUCAGUCGUGCGGGUCAUCUUUCACCGACAACUCCUCUACCCCCUCCAGCCCUCUUCGCGCUAUGUUCCCGGUAUCAAUUCCGGCCAAGAGCUACCAAGCGCGUCGGACCCCUUCCGGUCCGAACAUCCUCUCCGAUACAAACCCUUUCCUAGACUCUGCGGAGAUCAAGUAUGUGUCGCGUGGUAGUGGCGUUCCCAGCACCGCGGGGACGCUCCGCAACCCGUUCGCUGAUGCCGCUCCAAGUCACACUGUCGUCAUGCGACAAUCAUACAUGUCGCAGCGACCCGCGUCAGCUGCCUGGUACUCCAUGCAUAGUGAUCGCAGCUUAGGCAGUACGGUCCACCUCCCGGGGCGGAGCAGUGCGGGAAGUAGCCUGCAGCGACUCAGCUACCCGUUCACCGUGGCUGAGCUAGAAGCAUGCGAGCCCAUGGCCAGACUAAGCACGCGCAGUGACCCCUUUGAUCUGGAAUGUCCACCCCACGGUAUGCACAGGCGUAGUUCUACCGCCAUACCGGUGGGGCACGUCUAACUUACGGCUGAGGAGAGAGAAGAUAGAGCUUUUUGCUGCCCGCACACAGAGUGUAGGACACGGAGAAGCACACGAGAUACGCGACAUGAGUCCACGCUAUCCUCUUCGAUCAAGCAUAUGGAGUUCCCGUUUGGUUCGUUGAGCAGGGAAUGCAGAGAGAUGGAGCGGAUUUUACUUCAGGAUAGAUGUAUAUGUAUUUUACUUAUGAUUGGUUCUGGUUAUUAUCAGGCAUGGCACGCAGGUGGUGAGUAGCGAAGGGUAAGUAAGGGUGUGCCAUGCUCCCACGGCUGUAUUUGUAUGUGUACGAUAAUUACAUGUGCAAUUGUCGUGUGCGAAUACAAUUUCCAAAAUUCCUAUUUCGAAUAUGAUACAGCCUAGUCACAUAUCC
Messenger RNA from Aspergillus welwitschiae, 1891 nucleotides. RefSeq lists its product as uncharacterized. The record is from RefSeq and is a predicted model, not a curated record. Lineage: Eukaryota; Fungi; Ascomycota; Eurotiomycetes; Eurotiales; Aspergillaceae. The transcript has a single exon. The coding region runs from base 166 to 1503 and encodes 445 amino acids.